AUGGGGUUUUCUCAAAAAUGGGGUUGUGUCGUGCCCCUUGUUGUUAUAUUGGUUUUGAAUAUGAGUGUUGAGAUUCUUUGUGACGAGAAAGUUGAGAUGAAGGGUUGGAGAGAACAUGACUGCAUGACGAGAAAGUUGAGAUUCUUUGUGACGAGAAAGUUUCCAUGGUCGUCGUGGCCGUCAUGGAAAAGGACACAAUGGCAGUGUGGAAGAUAUGGAGCUGGAGGUGGGUUCGGUGGGAGUGCAAGUGGAAGUGGAGGUUCAGGAGGAGGCGGGGGAGGUGGAAAAGGUGGUGGAGAUAGUAUUGGGGGUGGUUUUGGCUCUGGUGGAGGGUUUGGAGCAGGAGGUGGUGUUGGUAGCAGUACAGGUGGAGGUGAAGGUCAUGGAAAAGGUGGUGGGGGUGGUUCUGGCUCAGGUGGAGGGACUGGAGCAAGAGGUGGUUCUGGUAGCAGUACAGGUGGACAUCAUGGAAGAGGAGGAAAAGGUGAUGGAGGCAGUGUUGGGGGUGGCUCGGGUGGAGGGAUAGGAGCAAGAGGUGGUGUUGGUUGUAGUACAAGUGGAGGUCAUCGAGGAGGAGGGGGAUGGGGAGGAGGUGGAGGAAGGAUUGGGGGUGGUUCAGGCUCGGCUGGAGGGAUAGGAGGUGGUGUUGGUGGCAGUAUAGGCGGAGGUUUUGAAGGAGGUGGAGGAGGGGGAAAAGGUGGUGGAGGAGGCCGUGUUUCGGGUGAUUUCAGAUCAGUUGGAGGGAUUGGAGCAAGUGGUGGUAUUGGUGGCAGCACAAGUGGAGACCUUGCAGGAGAUGGAGGCCAUACUGGGGUUGGUUUCGGCUCGAGUGGAGGGCUUGGAGCAGGAGGUGGUGUUGACGGAGGUUGGGGUGGGGGUGGGGGUGGGGUGGAGGUGGAGCUUUAG
This is a messenger RNA of Salvia splendens (bonfire salvia), 906 nucleotides long. Its product is annotated as glycine-rich cell wall structural protein 1. The record is from RefSeq and is a predicted model, not a curated record. The transcript has 2 exons. Lineage: Eukaryota; Viridiplantae; Streptophyta; Magnoliopsida; Lamiales; Lamiaceae. Bases 1 to 906 code for a protein of 301 amino acids.